Messenger RNA from Hydra vulgaris (swiftwater hydra), 1254 nucleotides. RefSeq lists its product as uncharacterized. Lineage: Eukaryota; Metazoa; Cnidaria; Hydrozoa; Anthoathecata; Hydridae. The record is from RefSeq and is a predicted model, not a curated record.
AAAGACAAUCGCAGUUAAGCUCCUGUAAAAAGAACGAGUUGUUUUUUGACGGAUUAAAACGCAUAAACUAUUAACACAGCAAAUAUGGAGGGAAUUGCGAAUCUAAAAAAGACUUUUACUUUCUCACAUCGUAAUAAUGGUCAAGCAAUUCCAUCAAAGCUCGAUCCAGAGUGUAUUGUUAAAGAAGGUUUUCUAGUUAAAUCUCCUCCACAGGAGCAUGUUAUUCGAAAAGUUGCAAGAUGGCAUUUACGUUAUCUUGUGUUGUACGAUACAAAGUCAAGAGUUGACAUUGAUCAGAUAAUUGAAAGAGAAGUUUUUAUUUUUUAUUACAAAGAUGACAAAUCAAAAGAAGCCGGUGAAAAACCAUUAGGCAAAAUUUCAUUAAUUAAUGCAAAUGUUGUUCCACAUCGAGGCAAUUUGCACAAUUAUAAAUAUGCUAUAGAUAUAUAUACGGAUAAUCGUGUCUGGCAUUUGUGUGCAAUGCAACAGCCCGUUAUUGAAAGUUGGUUUACGGAAAUAAAAAGUCGAAGUAUUUCAAAUUUUCCAAAGGUCUUCACUAAGGAUAUUUCUCCAUUCAAGGUCGCUGCUAUGUUUUUUGAACCCCGUACAGUAAUGGAUAAUUCUUUUAAAGAUAAACAAGAUAGCGAAGACUGUAGACGUUCGUCGUUACCACAACAAAAUUUACCCAGAAUUUCAGUUUUGCAUAGUGAUAGUUUGUCUCCAGAACUAAGGCAUUCAUUUUAUGCUCAAAACACUUCCAACAACGAUAUAGAGGAUUCUGCAAAGAAUACUUCAAAAACAAUGUUUAAUCAUGUAGAAGAUUUUGAUACAGAUGAAGGUAUAAUACGGACCAUAAGCGAUUGUUCUACUUGUUCUACAUGUACCUUUUCCAGUGUCUCAUCGAUUACAACACCAAGUAUUCCGGAAAAUAAAGAAACUACAGAAUACGAUGAAAUAUUUGGUCCGUUCUCAUCUGCAUUUCAAGGACCUAAACUUGAAAGUAAUAACUUAUGGAAAAGUCGUUCGCAAGGAAACUUGUUGUCUCCUAUGGAGAUUCCCAAGUCUUAUUCACAGUCAAAAACUCAUCAUAGUGCAAACUUUCCAACGUAAACUAUCAAGCCAAUUUGGUUUUAAGAUUGACUCAAAUAAAAUAUAAAAAGAUGUAACUUUAUAAGUUUAAUUUUGUAUAUAAGGGUAUAGUUUUAUAAAUAUUUAAAUGUAAAAAUUUUAAAAAAAUAUAUAAAUAAUGAUUAA